Molecule: messenger RNA, 1703 nt
Organism: Talpa occidentalis (Iberian mole)
Lineage: Eukaryota; Metazoa; Chordata; Mammalia; Eulipotyphla; Talpidae
Product: patr class I histocompatibility antigen, A-126 alpha chain-like
Exons: 7
Coding region: 1-1188 (395 amino acids)
Biological process (GO): immune response; antigen processing and presentation of endogenous peptide antigen via MHC class I via ER pathway, TAP-independent; positive regulation of T cell mediated cytotoxicity
Cellular component (GO): external side of plasma membrane
Molecular function (GO): peptide antigen binding; signaling receptor binding
Source: RefSeq, a predicted model, not a curated record
AUGAAUAACAUUGAGUUCUUUAACAAGCCACAUUUGAUAGAGCUGUUGGAACCAGAAGAGAAGGCCCUGAGGCACCAGAGGAGGCAAAAUGGUCUGAGAAAGACACACCACAUACUGUUCCCACGGCCCCACUCCCUGAGGCUUUUCUACACCAUGAUGUCCCGGCCCGGCCCCGGGGAGCCCCGCUACAUCGCCGUGGGCUACGUGGACGACACGCAGUUCGGGCGGUUCGACAGCGACUCUCCGGGCCAGAGUGCGGAGCCGCGGGCGCCCUGGGCGGGGCAGGUGGGGCAGGAGGACCUGGACGAGGAGACUCAGAACCAAAGGGACAACGCGCAGUGGCUCAAAGCGCUCCUGAGGGACCUGCGCGGCCGCUACAACCAGAGCGAGGACGGGUCUCACACCCUCCAGAGGAUGUUUGGCUGUGAAGUGAGCCCAGACCUGAGACUCCUCGGCGGGUAUGACCAGUUCGCCUACGAGGGCGCGGAUUUCAUCUCCCUGAGCGAGGACCUGCGCUCCUGGACCCCCGCGGACUCGGGGGCUCAGAUCACCCAGCGCGCGUGGGAGGCGGCGGGCAGGGCCGAGCGCGUCAGGCACAGUGUGCAGAGCAGGUGCUUCCCGUGGCUCCUCAGAUUUCUAGUUUUGGGGAAGGAGGUGCUGCAGCGCACAGAUCCCCCAAAGACACAGGUUUCCCUCCACGUCACCUCUGACCGUGAUGUCACCCUGAGGUGCUGGGCCCUAGGUUUCUACCCUGCAGACAUCACCCUGACCUGGCAGCGAGAUGGGGAGGAACUGACCCAGGAGAUGGAGCUGGUGGAGACCAGGCCUGGGGGGGAUGGAACCUUCCAGAAGUGGGCGGCUGUGAUGGUGCCUUCUGGAGAGGAGCAGAGCUACACUUGCCAUGUGCAGCAUGAGGGGCUGCUGGAACCCCAAGUCCUGAGAUGGGUGCCCCCUCCUCAGUCCUCUGUCCCCACCGUGGGCAUCAUUGCUGGCCUGGUUUUCCUUGGAGCUGUGCUCACUGGAGCUGUGGUGGCUGCAGCUGUGAUGUGGAGGAAGAAGUGCUCAGGGGGACAAGCAAUCAGCUACACUCAGGGUGCAGCGUCCCAGGUCUCAGAGCCCACUGGAGGCUCACAAGUGGCGCCCAACAGGGACCUGAAGGAGAAACCUCCCACUGAAGUGACGAGGUGACAGCAGUGGUCACGACUCCACAGAAGGAUGUGAGUAGAGGUGGGAAUUCCAGAUGGGGCAAUCUUCUUCAAGGCUUUCUACUUUCGCUUUGCUUCUGCAGCAUCUGCUUUCUCACCAUAGGGCAAAAAUACCCCUUAACCAGAUUCUAGAAUGUUUAACGGUAGUUGAAAAAUAUAACCCAUGGUUCCCAGAGGGCAGGUUGCUGGAUAUAGAAACUUGGGAACAAGUAAGAGAUAACGUGACACAGUCUUAUAAAUGGAGGAAGAAAUGCUUCAAGCUUUUCCUGUUAAUUAUUUGGGGUGGGGGGAGGCCAGGGUUUCUGCCACUAGAGUUUUGCCAUUUGUUUUUUUAAGAAAAAUAAAAAAGUUAUUUCUAAAAAAUGGUAUUCGAAGUUCAUUCACAAUUGUUAAAGUGAUAGGAAAUGGUUAUAAUAUGACUAUAUGAGACUAAAAGGUUUUUAUUAAAAUAAUGUAAAGCCACUGUGGUGGACAGGUGGAGGCUACCCCAGUCUCAGC